Molecule: messenger RNA, 1932 nt
Organism: Aspergillus lentulus
Lineage: Eukaryota; Fungi; Ascomycota; Eurotiomycetes; Eurotiales; Aspergillaceae
Source: RefSeq, a predicted model, not a curated record
AUGGCUUCAGAGGACCUGAGCAUCGCCAAACAGACAUUGUCUUCGUCACUAGCUCUUCGCUCACCCUUGAGGAGCAGAAAUAGGAUCGAGAGACCAGCCACUCCACCCGCAUCUUGUGAGGAAUUAGCUCAUUAUCCCGUCUUCAACCCACGCGACCCUCGACACAACCCUGCAGCGUCUGCAUCUUUGUGGCUGCAAAGUGAUUACUGCCGAUCUCAAGCAUCUAGAACACAAAAUUCAGUUAGCUGGAUGCAGGAUUUGCCAAGGAGGUCACUCCGCAAAGCGCGAUCAGGUCUGCUGGCCCUUCGUUCUGGAAUGCAAAGACGACCGCUUCCAGGCGGCCACGCUCGGAGAAGUGAUAUACCUAGUAUUUGGUCCUCGAGAGACUCUACAGAGGGCUCAUCUGAUCAUUUUCCGUCGUCAGUGUCGGACGCGAGCACAGAAGACGAUCACGAGUUCGGCACCGGUCUCUAUCGAACAGCUCGAAACCAAUCAUCCUCAAGCGAAGCUCUGAAAGAUCACAGCCAUAACACUGUUCCUCCCACAUCCCCGUUGCCUUGUACCGUCCGCGAGAGCUUAGAGGGCACCGGGUUGAGGAGCCCCCUAGCCGCACAGGAAAAGAGUGGAGUCAAUGGUACGUCAGAAGCAGGGGUGGAUGGUGCGUCAAAGACAGCAACGACGGUGAGGGCACCUCAAGAGCAUGUCACCGAGCCUGAGCACCACAGUCACAUCCCGGAUGAAUCAAGUACAGUCGUCCAAACCUUGACUCAUGUCAUUUCCAAUUCGCCAUCUGCCAGUCUCGUUCAGCUUAGCGGAAUAGCAGCCACGACGGAACACACAGCAUCAUCAGAAACAUCGAAGGCAGCAUCUCGGAAGAGCCCCAUGAAUUUGCAGCCGAGUGAGGACUGUAUGACAGAUUUAUGCUCGAAGACCCAUGAUCCAAAGCCUGUUAUAUCCCAUUCGUCAGUUAUUAAGCCUGAGAGGCCGACGGCGGCCGAGAGUCCUGAAGAGUUGGUCAAUCCAGAUGUGCGAGAACUCAAUGAAUCGACUCGAGGCCGCGAGAUCGCUCCACCACCCAUCGCUUCUGGUUCAACUGACUCAAUGGCUUGUGUAUAUGUCUCGAGCCGUUCCCCGUCUAGGUCGUCCUCUGUCAGCUCUCGUGAAUCAAUGUUCCGGCAGAUACCAGCCGUCCAAUUGAUGAUGGGAACGCUUGAAUUGUUUGCGUCAUCAAGAGAAUGCAGCAGCGGUGGUCAGACCUUAUGUUGCAGCGAAGUGGCAGAAAACGAUCUCGUGGCAAGGGCAAUUCACCAUGCUCCAGCCGACCAUACCGAGGAUGAAAAUGUACCAGCCGAAACAGAGCCUCGGCAGUCUAGAGCCGGGAACGUAGGAGAGACGCAGGUAGCUCAAGCUGGUGCAUCUUUCACGGAACCAUCAGAAGCGAGAUCCAGCGCGCAGGAAGAGGAAACUGCGAGCUGCCUCCUGCCCGCUUUGGACGACACUGAUUCCCUUGGAAUCCAAAAUAGUUCUGACCCGUGUGUGGCUCCCAGACCACCCUCUCCAAGCCAGACUGAAGAUGGCGCGUCGGAUUCAGAUUUCGUCAGGUCACCGAUUGAGAUCGAUGACGGACUCGCCUCACUGAUUUUCAGAGACGAGUUCUUCUUUGUCGAUGGCAAAUCGAGUGAUAUCGCCCCCGAUCGUGGAGACAAUCCUAUAAAAACAGGAAGCCGAAUUGCGAGAGAUGGUGGAAUUUACAGUGGUCCGGGACUCGACCGUAACAUGUCAGUCAGAACGCAGGAGAUCCCAGAGAUUGUCGGACCAGGUAUGUACGUUUCGCGUCGGGGUAACCUGCCGAGUCUCGAACGAGACGCAAGCGAUUCCACUGAUGAGUGUAUUGUUACUUACCCGAUGUGGGAACGACGUCAGUUCCCAUAA